AUGGCCACAGAGGUGAGGAUCUGCGGGCUCGGGUCCGUGUGCACGCUCUUCGCGGAGCCGACGUGGACGGUUCGGAGGCUGAAGCAGGCGGCCCAGGAGGCAACCGGCGUGCCCGCGCGCGAGUUGCGGCUGCUCACCGGCAGCCGCGAGCACGGGGAACUGGAGCGCCUGGGUGGCGUCCUGUCCGCCCGCGGCGACGUCGCGUGCGGCGCUCCGCUGGAGCUCUCCUGCGUGCGGCGGUGCCCCGAGCAGGCGCGGUGGCUCGAAGCGGUCGCGGCGGACGCGACUGGGGAUUUCCUCGGGGAGGCGCCCGCGCACGUGCGCGCCGACCGCGAGGUGGUGCUCGCGGCGGUGGCCCAGAACGGGCGCGCGCUGGCGCACGCCUGCGACGAGCUGCGGGGGGACCGGGAGGUGGUGCUGCUGGCCCUGGAGGAUCGGGAGGACCCAGACGCGCUGUGCCAUGACCAGGACGCGGCCCGUGACCUGGAGGCUGGCUGUCCGCGCUGCGCGGUGCCACCUCCGCGUGGCAUGGAUCGUUCCGACGUUGUCACGGUUUUCGGCCCCGACGCCGGAGAUUGCAUAUGGUUUGACGAGGUGGCCUCGGGUGCCCAGUGCGGCGUGCGCAUCCUGGGCGCCUUAGGACGCGGCGCGCUCGCGGCGGGGCGGCUCGCGCCGGCCAAGCGGGGCAGGUUUGCCGCUGUUCGCGCAGGCGCGCUUCGCCGCCAACGAGACUGCUCCGUUGCAGGAGUCAGCCGCAGGGCUUGCCGCGGGAAGGUCUGCUCUCGGAUGGGAGCCGCAGAUGGCGCGGCAUUCAAGUUGAAGCGGAAGCUUGGGGGCUCGUGGAUAUGGCGCAGCGACGCGGGGGGCGCGUUCAAAGCGCCGCCGGCUCUCUUCGGCCAGGGCGCGCCGUUUGAGACGGCUCUGUCUAUCACUUGCGGCCUAUGCGGCAACUCGCGGGUCGUCGAAGAACUCCAGGAGGCCCCGGGCACGACAGCGCCGCUCGUUGGCACUUGGAGAUGGCAGCUAGCAGAGGAGACGUUCGGCGGAAAGGAAUGCCGCAUUGCGUCGUGA
Molecule: messenger RNA, 1071 nt
Organism: Prorocentrum cordatum
Lineage: Eukaryota; Dinophyceae; Prorocentrales; Prorocentraceae
Source: the annotation of a GenBank genome assembly